This is a messenger RNA of Dermochelys coriacea (leatherback sea turtle), 1758 nucleotides long. It is a transcript of the gene HOXB6, whose product is annotated as homeobox B6. Gene Ontology annotation, molecular function: DNA-binding transcription factor activity, RNA polymerase II-specific; RNA polymerase II cis-regulatory region sequence-specific DNA binding. NCBI's taxonomy places the organism in Eukaryota, Metazoa, Chordata, Testudines, Dermochelyidae. The transcript has 2 exons. Gene Ontology annotation, cellular component: nucleus. Gene Ontology annotation, biological process: anterior/posterior pattern specification; regulation of transcription by RNA polymerase II. Bases 424 to 1095 code for a protein of 223 amino acids. The record is from RefSeq and is a predicted model, not a curated record.
CUCUGUGUGUAUAUAUCUAUAUAUCCAUAACUAUCGCUCUGUGUGUGUGUGUGUUUGGUCUAUUUUUUAAUCAUUGUUUUAAAGACUCCAAACGUUUGGAAAUUUAUCUUUCGCAGAUAAUACGUAUUUGGUUAAGGGGGUGAGUUUUGUUGUUUAAAAGCGAGGAAAAAGAGGGGCUGAGUGGUUUGUUCUGGGGGUCCCCAGUGCAAUGCAAGCCCCUCAUGGGUGCUAUUUUGUAAUCUCAGACUCUUGCUAUUGGUCAGUCCAUGAUCAGAUGGUUCUAUUUCCUUGUGUCCCUCGCUGGCACCCAGCCAUCCCCCUUCAGCUAAAACCCAAUCUCCGAUAUACUACUAAUAGCUAAACCACUUGGACUAUAAAACACAACAAAUCAUAAAGCCAGGAAAGGACGGCUGCCUCCUCCCAAUGAGUUCUUAUUUUGUCAACUCUACCUUCCCGGUGAGCCUGGCUGCUGGGCAGGAGCCCUUCCUGGGACAAAUCCCGUUAUAUGCCUCAGGAUAUGCGGAUCCUUUAAGACACUACCCCGCUACCUAUGGAGCCACUAGCGUCCAAGAUAAGGGUUAUCCCUCCUCUUCUUAUUACCAGCAAGCUAACGGAGCUUACAGCCGGACCACAGCCUGUGACUAUGGGUCAGCUGGUUUUUACAGAGAGAAGGACCCUGUCUGUGCCACCUCAAACCUAGAUGACCAGGUUCAGUUUGCCCCAGAUCAGCGGAAGUCAGACUGCGCACAGAACAAAACUGUUUUCGGGGAAAGUGACGACCAGAAGUGCUCCACUCCCGUCUACCCCUGGAUGCAGCGGAUGAACUCUUGCAAUAGUUCAUCUUUCGGGCCAAGUGGCAGGAGAGGCCGUCAAACCUACACCCGCUACCAAACCCUGGAACUGGAGAAGGAGUUCCACUUUAACCGCUACUUGACCAGGCGCCGCCGGAUCGAAAUCGCACACGCACUUUGCCUGACAGAACGUCAGAUCAAAAUCUGGUUCCAGAACCGGAGGAUGAAAUGGAAAAAGGAAAACAAACUGCUCAACUCCACGCAGCUGAGCGCGGAGGAGGAGGAGGAGAAAGCCGCGGAGUGAAAGUAUUAUUUAAGAGAAAGAGAGAAUAUCCCAACAGUUGGAGGAGGUAGAGGGUGCGGAGGGGAAGGGUUGGAGUGGAAGAGAAAAUUCACCCCAAGUGGUGCACGCUUUGUAAAAUAACCGAGACGGUUUGAAGGUGGCGAACCACCACCAUAAAUUUGCACCGUUGGACUCGUGUUCCGUUAAGCUGUCGUGUCAAAAAAAAAAAAUCAGGCUUCUAGUUGAGUUUUUUUUUCCUUUCUAUUCCUCCAAAUAUAAUAUAAAAUAAAAUAAUAAUAAUAAUUUGGAACUCUUACCUGUGUUUCUACCCUUGGUGUCACUGUUAGUAACCUGCUAACUCUUGUAUUUAAUGGAGGUGCUGCAAUAUAUGUCAUUUUUGGUGUUAAUUGUCUUAAUUUUGUAAAAUGGUUCAUGCACGAUUGACUUAUAGAUUCCCCCUUCCCCGGUUGCUUUUCUUUUGGUAAAUUAAUCAAACCCUGGGCUCUUUGUAAUUAGUUUCAUUUUUUAAGAGAAAACCUACUGAAGGAACAAGUACUACCUAAAAGGAUGCAAAAGCAACAACAAGAAAAAUUAUAUUUUAUUAAUUUUUGUACGUGUUGUGAUUGUAGUUUGUCUUAGGUAUGGCCAUGGAAUACUCUAAUAAAAGCAAAGUAUUCGGACUCA